This is a messenger RNA of Oncorhynchus mykiss (rainbow trout), 993 nucleotides long. RefSeq names its product eukaryotic translation initiation factor 3 subunit F. Gene Ontology annotation, molecular function: translation initiation factor activity; metallopeptidase activity; translation initiation factor binding. The record is from RefSeq and is a predicted model, not a curated record. Gene Ontology annotation, biological process: translational initiation. Gene Ontology annotation, cellular component: eukaryotic translation initiation factor 3 complex, eIF3m. NCBI's taxonomy places the organism in Eukaryota, Metazoa, Chordata, Actinopteri, Salmoniformes, Salmonidae.
GACGCACCUUGUCUGUAUUUGUCACACGCCGAUAAAGCGACCGGAAGCGUAAAAUUGUUCCUUUUUCAAGAUGUCGGUGUAUGGCCCCGUGGUGAAAAUUCACCCUGUCGUUCUCGCCUCCAUCGGCGAUUCUUACGAACGGAGAAAUGAGGGAGCGAGUCGUGUGAUCGGAACCUUGCUUGGUACCAUUGACAAGCACUCUGUGGAGGUCACCAACUGUUUCUCCGUCCCCCACAAUGAGUCUGAAGAUGAGGUUGCUGUGGACAUGGAGUUUGCCAAGAACAUGUACGAUCUUCAUAAGAGGGUGUCACCCAGCGAGGUCAUUGUUGGAUGGUAUGCCACAGGCUUUGAGAUCACUGAGCACUCUGUGUUGAUCCAUGAGUACUACAGCCGAGAGGCCACGAACCCCAUUCACCUCACCAUGGACACCGCCCUGCAGAGUGGCAAGAUGAACAUCCGUGCCUACGUCAGUGCCCAGAUGGGUGUGCCGGGAAAGACUGUCGGUGUGAUGUUCACUCCCCUGAGUGUGAAAUACAAGUAUUACGACACAGAGAGGAUAGGAGUUGACCUUCUCCAGAGGACGAGAGAUGCUCCUAACACCACCAAUGGGCUGACCUCUGACCUCUGCCAGGUGGGCGGGGCAGCAGGCCGCGUUCAGGACAUGCUGGCCACGGUACUGACCUACAUUGAGGAUGUGUUGUCUGGUAAGCAGAUGGCAGAUAACAGUGUUGGACGGUACCUGAUGGAUCUGGUCAACAAGGUUCCUAAGAUCACAGCAGAGGACUUUGAGACCAUGCUCAACUCCAACAUCAACGACCUGUUGAUGGUGACCUAUCUAUCUAAUCUGACUCAAGCACAGAUCGCCCUGAAUGAGAAGAUUGUGGUACUCUGAACAUUGAGGGAUCAGGAUUGUUUAGUUCUUAAUAAAGAGUGAUGGAUAAAAAUUGUUGGUAUAGCUCAAAUUAAUAAAGGUGAUAUACAGUACAGUGUGUA